AUGGCGCUCUUCUACUCCUUUUUCAAGUCCCUUGUGGGCAAGGACGUGGUGGUGGAGCUCAAGAAUGACCUGAGCAUCUGUGGAACCCUCCAUUCUGUGGAUCAGUAUCUCAACAUCAAACUAACUGACAUCAGUGUCACAGACCCUGAGAAAUAUCCUCACAUGUUAUCAGUGAAGAACUGCUUCAUCCGGGGUUCAGUGGUCCGCUAUGUGCAGUUGCCAGCAGAUGAGGUUGACACACAGUUGCUACAGGAUGCGGCAAGGAAAGAAGCCCUGCAGCAGAAACAGUGAUGGCAGCUCUCCUCUUCCCCUCCCUCUUCCGUUGGUGACCCAUAACCUCAUUCCCAGCUCGGGACUCCUCCCCCCAAUACUCGAGGUGGUUUUUUAAAAUAGUGAUGGCUCUUUUUUUCCCCCCAAAGGAUGAGUGGAUGAGAGGAAUAAUAGUGGGGAGCCGCUACCCUCUGUUGAGAAGAGGAGGAUGAGUAGGCUGGGGAACUGAAAAGCUUUCCCGUCCCCAGCGCUUGCUUUUCUCACUCCUUUCUGGAGAUAUGGUGGGAGAGUUCCUAGGUCGUUCCAGGGCAGCAUGGGAUUCAUUUUGGGGAUGGAAGGAAUCUGUCCCGCAUCGGGAAUAAAAUUUAUGAUGCAAAUUUGA
Messenger RNA from Galeopterus variegatus (Sunda flying lemur), 652 nucleotides. It is a transcript of the gene LSM2, whose product is annotated as LSM2 homolog, U6 small nuclear RNA associated (S. cerevisiae). Gene Ontology annotation, cellular component: catalytic step 2 spliceosome; Lsm1-7-Pat1 complex; U4/U6 x U5 tri-snRNP complex. Gene Ontology annotation, biological process: mRNA splicing, via spliceosome. Bases 1 to 291 code for a protein of 96 amino acids. Gene Ontology annotation, molecular function: RNA binding. Lineage: Eukaryota; Metazoa; Chordata; Mammalia; Dermoptera; Cynocephalidae. The transcript is spliced from 5 exons. The record is from RefSeq and is a predicted model, not a curated record.